Punica granatum (pomegranate) is the source of this 1912-nucleotide messenger RNA. The record is from RefSeq and is a predicted model, not a curated record. NCBI's taxonomy places the organism in Eukaryota, Viridiplantae, Streptophyta, Magnoliopsida, Myrtales, Lythraceae.
UAUGGCCUUCAAUGCCAGAACUGAAAGACCUUAACCAGACUGCUCCUUUUUCGGUCUGAUCGACGCAGUUGCUGAAAGCUGAAAUGCAGAUUAAUAUCCACUCCUUUGAUCAAUCUAUGUUCGGUUAGAUUCAUACUGACGUUUUACCUUCUAUACCAUUCUCAUCCCAAACGAAAUUGAAGAGGAGGUUGUCUUCCUCCACAAUGAGCCAGACAAUCAAGGAAAUCUCGAUCACAAUUACGUCCAAGAUGGAUAACUUGCCAACCGUCUCAUCAGAGAGCUGCAUCUACAGGGUCCCUGAGAAAUAUCUCCGAGCGAAAGAAGAAGCCUACACCCCUCAUAUCAUCUCGAUCGGCCCUUUCCACAGGAACAACAAGCGACUCCAUUCGGCGGAAGAGAUCAAGUUGAGAUAUCUCAAGAGUUUCCUCACCCGAAUCAAGGCUGACCUGUUGAGUUGCACACGGAUGGUGAAGGAGUCCGAAGAACAAAUCCGUGAAUGCUACCAAGAGAUUAUCACCCUUAGCUCCAACGAAUUCGUGGAGAUGAUAUUGGUCGAUGCUGCCUUCAUAGUCGAGCUUUUUAUACGGAACCACUUCAAAGAGUUGAGGGAUGAGCACGAUGCAAUCUUCGAUAAGCAGUGGAUGAGUGACGGAGUGUUCCAUGACCUGCUUCUUCUCGAGAACCAACUUCCUUUCUUCAUCCUCGAGAAAUUGUUCGACAAUGCCCUAAUGAAAUCUCCGGUCACCUUCUUCAAGCUCACAUUUGAGUACUUCAAGGACAUCCUCCGUGCGCAUGAGUUGGUCAAUACGAGGAUCCAAGUGAGGCACCUGGUGGACUAUGUGCGGGCCCUCCAGCUCCCGUCCUUUGCACGUGGCGUGACAAAAUCCCGUGGCAUUGCAAAGUUCGAGACGACCCGAAGUGCUACAGAGUUGAUGGAAGCAGGAGUAAGAUUUAAGCGUGGAGAAGGCAUUUGCUCCGUCCUCGACAUAAUUUUCCGAGACGGGGUGCUGCAGAUGCCACACUUCGUCGUACACGAGUGGAGCGAGCCGUACUACAGGAACAUGAUUGCAUACGAACAGUGCCACCACGACGACAAGUACAUAAGCAGCUACAUCGUUCUCAUGGACAGCCUCAUUAACACUCAACGCGAUGUACAAAUCCUCAUUCAAUCAGGGAUUCUCGAAAACCAACUCGGUUCAGAUGAUGAUUUAGCUACUCUCUUCAAUACCCUUUUCAAGGAGACGCUGAGAGAAUCGAGCCAGUUCUAUUAUUCAAAACUAUGUGAGAACUUGAACGCAUACAGCCGAACCCGGUGGCACCAGUGGAAGGCGGCCUGGCACCGACACAAAAUGAUUUUGGGGCGGGAAUACUUUAGCAACCCCUGGUCGGGGAUCUCUGUGGUGGCAGCAGUAAUAUUAUUGAUCCUGACUAUCGUUCAAACAGCUUGCUCUUUGGUAGAUACAUACGCAGGUGAUGCUCGGAAACUGUUUCGGCGUGGACAUAAUUCGUGAGUUUCUCGAACAUGUACUGAGUCUGACCCAGAUCAUAACUAUUCCUUUCAAUAUAUCCCAUAUUUUUCAUUGUUCAGUGAGUGGACUCAAUAGAAAUACUCAAGCUCUCUUCAAAGGUUGUACAAAAUUAAGGACCACGAAUGCGAUUACAACCACUAUCAUGUACAAAACUGGGUUACCUAGCUCACUGCCUAUAGGAUCGGGUGCGUUAUUGCGCACUAGGGCUCUGUGUCAAGAGUUGAUCAAUCCUGCAAUCUCUCUGAGUUUAUAGUUAAUUAAUAUGAGUCGUCGGACUGUAGGAAGGUCCAAGCUAGUCUACAAAGCAAAACACACAUAUAGCUUUAUAUCCAGUAAAUGUCACAGCAACUGUGCGAAUAGGAUGUGGAGACUCGAGAGAUGAU